Molecule: messenger RNA, 7446 nt
Organism: Nycticebus coucang (slow loris)
Lineage: Eukaryota; Metazoa; Chordata; Mammalia; Primates; Lorisidae
Gene: DVL1
Product: dishevelled segment polarity protein 1
Exons: 15
Coding region: 4863-6563 (566 amino acids)
Biological process (GO): intracellular signal transduction; canonical Wnt signaling pathway
Cellular component (GO): cytosol
Molecular function (GO): frizzled binding
Source: RefSeq, a predicted model, not a curated record
GCCUCCUGGGCCCAGCAGGUGAGCCCGGCCACCCUCAGGCCAGCCGGUGUCCUUGUGUGUGGCUGUGUCUUGGGACUUUGUCAUGGAAGCUGUUCUCUGUACUCUGUGCUUGCAUGGUUCCUGGACAGCCCUGGGUGGCCCUGGGUAGAGUCAAACUUGGAUCUCUGUGUGGUUUUCCUGGGCUCAAGGGAUGGUUGGACAGCUGGACUCUCUACCUCCCUCCCACCAGAAAGAAGCAGAGAAUAGAGAGUAUGUCCUUGGCAGGUGCUGUGCCCUCCUGCUGGCUGGGGCAGGAAGGAAUGUUUCCUGACUCCUCUUCUCACUGGGCACCCAUGACCUCUUUGCUUCUGGCCUGGGACUAAUUUGGCUGUGAGCAUGGGUUAUGUGUAAGAGCAUUUUUGUAUAUUUAGUUUGUGAUUCUAUCAAAAAUUACUCAAGUCACUGAUGCUCUGUCACGUAUUUAGGCUGUGGGAAAUGUGUGGCAAGGAACACGCCCAGGUCCCAGGUUGCCACCCUCAGACCACGUUCUUGGGUGCAUCCCAGAGGGGCUCUGCCUUCUGCUUCUAACACCCACCCACCAGUGUGGUGGGUGGAUCUGGAUCUUGAAGUAGGAGUGGGUAUCACUGUGGGUGUUUGGGCGGGCUCAGGGGUGGCCAGGACUUCAGGGAGGGCAGGUUUACAGGGAGCUGGGAGGCAGUGGCCAGGCUGGCUUUGGGGAUUGGGGGUGGUGGUGGUGCACAGGGAGCAGACAGGGAGCUCACUUCCUUCCUGGGUCCCGGCUGGUGGCCUCAGGAGCCUAGAGAAGAGUUCUCCUCUCUUGCCCCACAUGCCUGUGGAGUUCUCGGUACUUCAUGAGAGCAGCUGCUCAUGUGAACUAGAGCGAGCUGGACUGCCCUGGGAGACAAGUGACUAUAGCUGGAGGGUGGGGGUAGGGAAGCCAGGUCCUCACCUAUGGGUGCUGGCCCCUGUGGGAUGGGUGGCCUCAGACUGGGGCCCCUGCCGUACACCCUACUCCACUCUGGGUCCAGCCCUGAGCUCCCCAAAUUUCUGGUCCAGACCACAGCAUAGCUGCCUAGAAAGAAAGGGGGCUCGGAAGCUGUGGCCAGCCCCCUACUCCCCACAUGCAUCUUGGCUAAGAGGAUGAAGCCCUUCUCCUGUUCCCCGCUCUGCAGUAUAGAUCACAGCUAUUCUGACCUGGGAUCCCCAAGGCUGCAGGAGAUUUCUCUACCCUUCAGUGCUGACCUGGAGGUACCCAGUGUGGGGUUAGUGGGUAGCAGUGCGGGAUGGCGUCUGACCCAGCCUUAGGAGUGAGGCAGAGGGAAAAGGAUGUUUGGCUCGAGGUUUCUGUUGGACUUGGUGCUUUGGUCACUUGCCUCUUAGUGGCUCUGGCUCCUUCAUCUCCAAGUGGGGGGACCCAGGUCCAGGGGCUAGGAGCUGGGUUGAGAGAAGGGUAUGGGGCAAGAGCUCAGGUUUCUGGGGCCACCCACCUGUGGGCACAGGUGUCACAGCAGUGCCUUGUGCUCUGGGUGGGAUGUGGAGGGCUGCAGGCCAGGGGUGAAACUCCAUGUAGCCCAGGCUGCCUGGGAGAGCUCCCAUUCUUCCCUCCCCAGCUGUGCUACCUGGAGUCUGUGGCUCAGCCUCUCUGUGCCCCACUUUCCUCCCCUAGAGGGAGAGUCCAGGCAAGUCACUCAUGGAGAGGAGGCUCAGAGAGGCCUAAGGACUCUGUAGCACCACAGACAGAGCAGCUAGACCUGGGGCCAGGAGUGUGGGGUUUGGGCCUGCUGGAUAGUGAGGCAACAGGUCUCCAAGGCUGAGGGCCCUGCUGUACCCGUGGCUCAGCAGGAGCUAGGUCUUAGAAGGUUCAGGACGUCUCCCCGCGCCCACUGUGCCACCUCAUUUGCCAGCUCCCUUCUCUCCUUGCUGUGGGAGAUUGGGGCAGUAUAGCUGCCACUGUGGAGCUGGCCUUUUGCGUGCCGUGGCCUCUGGAAGCCCCAAGGGUCCUCCAUGGCCUGUGACGGUGCAGGGCUCCUAGGGCCCUGCCUCAGAGCAAAUUCCUCCCUGGGUAAGUGCAGAGUGGCAGCCACAAGUUUGAAGUUAACUGGGAUCUCACUAGGAAUUCUGAGGUGGGGGCAAAAUGCCAACAGGGGGUGUUCCUGGCCAGUUUCCCCUGAGGCUGCUCUCCCACCUGGGACCUAAGGCACGCUGGGUUAUUGGGAAGUGUUUUCCCCAGGCCUCCUGGCUUCUGCCCACCCCAGACCCUAUAUUAGUUGCAGGGUUCCUACACAAGAGCUUCUGGGGAGGUUGUGCGGGCUGCUGCAUUCUCUGCAGGGUGCUCAAACCUUUUGUCCUGGUGCUCUGGCACUUGCUGUGCUAUCUGGCCUGGGUGGAGAGUGAUCUAGGCCCUGGGACCUGGGUCAGGGUUUCCCUUGCCUCUCUGCUGUCCUGGCCCUGCCCACCUUCCUCCUGGCCUGGCUAGGCUGGAUCUAGGGUGCCCCAGUGCCUGCCUCUCAGGGCAGGGCAGGAGGCUGUGUCACACCCAUGGGAGGACUUGGGCUUCUCAGGCUGGAGGGGGCCAGGGGAGUGUUUCGGGAGGGCACACAGAGACCUUGGGCAGCCCUGGGUCAUUGUGAGGCCCUGGCCUGUGGGCAGUUAAGGGCUCAAGCUGCUUUGGGCAGUGGGAGAGGGUCUUGCUUGGAGAGCAGGCAAACUCCUCUGCGCAGGUGCUGGGGCGGCUCCCCUGUUUCCCUGCAGUGAGUCAGAGAGGGCUGGGGCUUGGGUGUGGCAGGGAGAGUCCAGUGGGCCCUCUGGGACCUGUUCAGGGCCAAGGUGGGGAUAUGAUCCCCAUCAGCACCUCUGUUGUGGUCAGGUUGCUCAGAGUUAGAGGCCUGGCCAUGGACUCCCAUCUAAGGCUGCAGUUGGGAGUGCCCUUCCCCACCCUGGGUGCUGAGGCUUGGUGUGAGGGUCAUGGCCUUCCCUGGGAAGCUAGCCCAGCUCUGCAAGACUGUGGCUUGGGAGUGGGGGCAUCCACACUGGGGCUACUGAGAAAUGAUCCUCUCUACCUCAGUGGUGUGAUCUGAUUCUGGGUGGCAUCUACCUCAGUGGUGUGAUCUCAUUCUGGGUGGCAACUGCAGGACUCUAGAAAGCUGAGCAGGGGUGCUUGCUCUUCCCUCCCAGGCUGGCCACUCUGCCCUGCAGCCUGGGGUCGUGUUCCUUGUUCAUGGGGUGGGAAUGUGGUGUGCCAGCUCCUCCAGGGGCCCCUGCCUCCAUGCUGCUGCCCAGGACUGGCUCAUUCAAAGUACCCUGGGGCCAGUGGGCCUAGGGUGGCAGGCCCAGUGGCCAUGAGCCUGCUUCCUGCCAGGUGUGUGUCCAGGCCUGGCCUGCCAGCUCCUAUUUCUUCACUCAACCCAAGUCCUGGGUCUGGGAAAUCCUACUGUGCUGGGCAAGGGUGGGUGCCAAGAGGUGGGGCACCAGCCUGCCUGGGCUCCUGGAGACCAUGGUCCCUCCUGCCUUGCCCUCUACCCUGGCCCAGGGACCUGCCCUGCCUUGUGUCUCCUUCUGAGCCCAGCUGACUUCUGCCCUCACCUCUUUGAAUCUUCACUGUGGCCAUCAGGUCUCCUUCCCUUUUUGCAUUUCCUGAUCCUCUGCAUCCUGCCAGCGUCUUCCCUGACCCCCACUUGAGUCUACCUGAUGGGUGUGAGGGGUCCAGAUUGGCCAGUAGGAAUAGCAGAUGGGGUUCAUUAUCUUUCAGGGCUCAGAUUCACAGGGGUCACGGCCCUGAGAGUCGGGGCUGGUAAGUGGGGGUCUGCUUUGUCUCUAUGGGUCAGUGGAUGGGCUAGAAGAGUGGUGGGUACCCUGAGGGUCUAGACCCUCCUUGGGGUCUGACUACUCUAGUGUGUGCUGAGAGACUGCAAGCCAGGUUGGGCUGAUGCAGGGAGGAAGACAGACAGAGGGCCCACUUAGGGGCCCAACUCUGGGCAGGUAUGGGCGGAGCAAGAUGGAUAUGAGCACUCUCCAGCCAGGGGACUUAGGGAGAAUCUGGCAUCAGCCCCUAUGAGUGGGGUGGUGAGCAAGAGGCAGCCAUUGGGAAGCUUGGGCUCCCCUGGGUGAGUGGGAGCUAGGGUCUGAAUGCAGGGGCAGAGUGUGUGUUCCUCAGCUAUGAGGGGCAAGGUAGGGCAGUUUCAAGGAGGUAGAGCCUCAUGUGACUUCCAUGACCUGGUGGAUUGGAGUGUGGGACAGAAAAGAGCCCACAGGGUCUUGAGCAGUUGCACAUGGGGAGCUGCUACUGUGAGAUAGUGAAGCAGAUGGGGGCUAUUGGUCUAGGUGAGGUAGGGACAGUGGGAGAGGCCUGAUGGAGCAAGGGUCAGGCUAUGUCUGAGGGAGGAAGCCGGGUGCUCAGGACCAGCCCUAAAGGGGGUCCCUGUGGGCCGUCCACAGCUACUGUCCUAGGGCUGGAGGGCCAGGGGAUCUGGGGCAUGACAGAGGGUGAGGAGCGUCCCCAAGGAGAGAAUAUAUUUGGUGGUGGUACCCACAGAAUGACGUGUGUGUCUGGUGGGCAUCCUGCGAUCCAGGCCUCAAUGUGAGGUCCCUGUCCCUAGAGUGGCAAGGUCUACCUGGGCAGGGGUCUCAGGCCAUCUGCCCACAGGGUGGUGAAGGAAGAAAUCUUUGAUGACAACGCCAAGCUGCCCUGCUUCAACGGCCGAGUAGUUUCCUGGCUGGUUUUAGCUGAGGGCAGUCACUCGGACGCAGGGUCCCAGGGUGCUGACAGCCAUGCUGACCUGCCCCUGCCGGUGGAGCGGACAGGUGGCAUCGGAGACUCCCGGCCCCCCUCCUUCCACCCGAAUGUGGCCAGCAGCCGUGAUGGAAUGGACAACGAGACUGGCACAGAGUCCAUGGUUAGCCACCGGCGGGACCGAGCCCGACGUCGGAACCGAGAGGAAGCCGCUCGGACUAAUGGGCACCCGAGAGGGGACCGGCGGCGGGACUUGGGGUUGCCCCCAGACAGCGCGUCCACCGUGCUGAGCAGUGAGCUCGAAUCCAGCAGUUUUGUGGAUUCUGAUGAGGACGAUGACACCAGCAGGCUGAGUAGCUCCACCGAGCAGAGCACCUCGUCCCGGCUCAUCCGGAAGCACAAGCGUCGGCGGCGGAAGCAGCGCCUGCGGCAGACAGACAGGGCCUCCUCCUUCAGCAGCAUCACUGACUCUACCAUGUCCCUGAACAUCAUCACCGUCACACUUAACAUGGAGCGACACCACUUCCUGGGUAUCAGCAUCGUGGGCCAGAGCAACGACCGGGGUGAUGGCGGCAUCUACAUCGGAUCCAUCAUGAAAGGCGGGGCUGUGGCCGCGGACGGCCGCAUUGAGCCGGGCGACAUGCUGCUGCAGGUGAACGAUGUCAACUUUGAGAACAUGAGCAAUGAUGAUGCUGUGCGGGUGCUGCGUGAGAUCGUGUCUCAGACCGGGCCCAUCAGCCUCACGGUGGCCAAGUGCUGGGACCCAACUCCACGGAGCUACUUCACUAUUCCUAGGGCCGACCCUGUGCGGCCCAUUGACCCAGCUGCCUGGUUGUCCCAUACGGCCGCGCUGACGGGAGCCCUGCCCCGCUACGGUACGAGCCCCUGCUCCAGCGCUGUCACACGCACCAGCUCCUCUUCACUAACCAGCUCGGUGCCCGGCGCUCCACAGCUGGAGGAGGCCCCGCUGACAGUGAAGAGUGACAUGGGUGCUGUCGUCCGGGUCAUGCAGCUGCCAGAUUCGGGCCUGGAGAUUCGAGACCGCAUGUGGCUCAAGAUUACCAUCGCCAAUGCUGUCAUUGGGGCGGAUGUGGUGGAUUGGCUGUACACGCACGUGGAGGGUUUCCGGGAACGUCGGGAGGCUCGGAAAUAUGCCAGCAGCCUCCUGAGGCACGGCUUCCUACGGCACACGGUCAACAAGAUCACCUUCUCAGAGCAGUGCUACUACGUCUUCGGGGACCUGUGCAGCAAUCUCGCAGCUCUGAAUCUCAACAGCGGCUCCAGUGGAGCCUCAGACCAGGACACGCUUGCCCCGCUGCCCCACCCAGCUGCACCCUGGCCCCUAGGUCAGGGCUAUCCCUACCAGUAUCCGGGGCCCCCACCUUGCUUCCCACCUGCCUACCAGGACCCUGGCUUUAGCUAUGGCAGUGGCAGCACUGGGAGUCAGCAGAGUGAAGGAAGCAAAAGCAGUGGGUCCACCCGGAGCAGCCGUCGGGCCCCAGGGCGUGAGAAGGAGCGCCGGGUGGCUGGAGCUGGGGGCAGUGGCAGUGAAUCGGACCACACGGCACCAAGUGGGGCAGGCAGCAGUGGCUGGCGGGAACAUCCGGCCAGCCAGCUCAGCCGUGGCAGCAGCCCACGCAGUCAAGCCUCAGCCACUGCCCCAGGCCUUCCCCCUCCACAUGCCCUGAUGAAGGCCUAUGCAGUGGGGGCAGGGCCGCCGGGGGGGCCACCUGUCCGGGAGCUGGCUGCUGUGCCCCCAGAGUUGACAGGCAGCCGCCAGUCCUUCCAGAAGGCCAUGGGGAAUCCCUGUGAGUUCUUCGUGGACAUCAUGUGACUGAUGGCGAAUGCCUUCAGCCCUGCUUGUGGUGGGGGCUGGUGGCCCUGCUGCCCCUAGAAUGCAGGUGGGCCUUAGUGCAGCUAGGAUGGGCGGUGGGAGCAGGUGUGGGGGCUGAGGCCCAGACUGCUGUGGUCUAUACUCAGCAGUCCUUCUGCUCCUGGGGUCUCUGACAGUGGAACUUGCAGCAGGGAGAACCCAUCUCUGUCCUCAGCAGGUCUGACCUGGCCCCUCAGCAUGAGCCUCAGGGACCCCACCCCCUUUCGUCUUGGGGUGAUCCUCCAGGAUGAGGAAGACCCUCUUGGCCUCUAUGCUGACGCCCACCCUCAUGUAGUCCAUGGACCCUCCCUAUCUGGACCAGGCUGGGGGGCCCGAGGGGGUGGAAUUUGAGCCCCCAGCUCCUUUGGCUGCCUGGAGUGGGGAUCUAAUUUAUUUAUUUAUUGCCCAGCUGGCACACCCUGGGGAAGUGGCAGCCUAGCCCCACCCACUGGAGGCCUGCAGGUCCCUCCAUCCUGUGCCUCACGCAGACUUGGGGACACAGAUGUGCCUCAGUGUGUAGAGUACAAUUGAGCCGUGAUGGGACAGGCUGGACAGUCUGACAAUGAUGUCUUAGCCAGGGUAGGAGGGUACAGGACCUCCAGGGCUGGGGCCCUGAUAUGCACAGCUGCUGCUGGGGUGGGGGCCUGCACAAGAAGGGUCAGCUGGCCCAUCCUCACAGCCCUUCUGAUUGUCUGCCUGUGUGCCCUGCCUUCCUGGCACCUCUGGCCCCUGCGUCCACACUGUAGAUACUAUAUCAAAGUCCCAGCGUCUGGAUAGUUAACAUAGAGCGGCUUCUGUGUAAAUGCUAUUUUAAACACUAAAAAGCGUUUAAUUUUAUGGACUG